AAGGCCCAAAAUUGUAUGUUCCUUUCUGCUCUGACAAUGGCAUGCCCAUUCUUGCGAGAUGUGGUGGAUGAAGAAGCACUUGUGCUGAGGAGAGCCUUCAGGCGAGAAAGGGUCUUCAGGGACCGGUUGGACCCACUGGCCUUCCCUGAUGACCAUCUAUAUGAAAGAUACAGGUUUUCUGCAGAUGGCAUCAGGUAUCUAUGCAGACUACUGGGUCCCAGGAUUAAGCACCGCACUGCACGGAGCCAUGCACUGAGUGUGGAGCAAAUGGUUUGUGUGGCCUUGCGCUUUUUUGCUAGUGGAGCCUUCCUAUACUCAGUGGGGGAUGCAGAACAGCUGAACAAGGCCACAAUUUGCCGCACAAUAAGGAGUGUGUGUCUGGCUAUCAAAGCAUUAGCAGAUGUCUUCAUCUCCUUCCCUGGCCACAGAAGACUCUGUGACAUCAAAGAGGAGUUCUAUAGGAUUGCAGGUUUCCCCAAUGUCAUUGGUGCAGUGGACUGCACACACAUAAGAAUAAAAGCCCCCUCAGGUGCCCAUGAGGCCGAUUUUGUGAAUAGGAAAUCCUUUCACAGCAUUAAUGUUCAGAUGGUCUGCAAUGCUGACUGUGUGAUCAGCAAUGUUGUGGCAAAAUGGCCUGGCUCAGUCCAUGACUCCAGAAUCUUUCGGGCCUCUGAAAUCUAUCAGUGCCUAUCACAAGGGGGUAUGGCUGCCAGCCUUUUCUCCUGACACCUUUCACAGACCCCCAGGAAGCACAGCAGGCCUACAACCAUGCCCAUGCCAGGACCAGGGCCAGAGUUGAAAUGACCUUUGGCCUCCUGAAGGCACGCUUUCACUGCUUUCACAAAUUAAGGGUCAGCCCUGUUAGGGCAUGUGAUAUUACUGUGGCUUGUGCUGUCCUCCACAAUGUGGCCUGCCUGAGGAAGGAGAGGGCCCCCAGAGUGCCACCAGCCAUGGACUGGGACAAUCCGGCAAUCUUCCCUGAUGACGACAGUGGUCGGCUGCUGAGGGACCAAUAUGUGUUGAAUUAUUUUAGUUAGUAUGUGUGCUUUCAAUUUUGGUUAAAUAUGUCCUGCGGUGGCAGAGGAAUUUGGGU
Carassius carassius (crucian carp) is the source of this 1093-nucleotide messenger RNA. RefSeq names its product putative nuclease HARBI1. The transcript is spliced from 4 exons. Bases 16 to 726 code for a protein of 236 amino acids. Lineage: Eukaryota; Metazoa; Chordata; Actinopteri; Cypriniformes; Cyprinidae. The record is from RefSeq and is a predicted model, not a curated record.